Molecule: messenger RNA, 1508 nt
Organism: Rattus rattus (black rat)
Lineage: Eukaryota; Metazoa; Chordata; Mammalia; Rodentia; Muridae
Gene: Comt
Product: catechol-O-methyltransferase
Exons: 4
Coding region: 45-839 (264 amino acids)
Biological process (GO): catecholamine catabolic process; developmental process; dopamine metabolic process
Cellular component (GO): dendrite; axon; membrane
Molecular function (GO): catechol O-methyltransferase activity; magnesium ion binding
Source: RefSeq, a predicted model, not a curated record
GGGCACAAGACACACAGCCUGUCUGCUCUGCCCCCGCCCUGCAGAUGCCGUUGGCUGCAGUCUCAUUGGGUCUCCUGUUGUUGGCCCUCCUCCUGCUCCUGCGCCACCUGGGCUGGGGCUUGGUGGCUAUUUUCUGGUUUGAGUACGUGCUGCAGCCAGUCCGCAACCUGAUCAUGGGUGACACAAAGGAGCAGCGCAUCCUGCGCUACGUGCAGCAGAAUGCCAAGCCUGGAGACCCUCAGAGCGUCCUGGAGGCCAUCGACACCUACUGCACACAGAAGGAAUGGGCCAUGAAUGUGGGUGACGCGAAAGGCCAAAUCAUGGAUGCAGUGAUUCGGGAGUACAGCCCCUCCCUGGUGCUGGAGCUGGGAGCUUACUGUGGCUACUCAGCAGUGCGAAUGGCCCGCCUGCUGCCACCUGGAGCCAGGCUUCUCACCAUGGAGAUGAACCCUGACUACGCUGCCAUCACCCAGCAAAUGCUGAACUUUGCAGGCCUACAGGACAAAGUCACCAUCCUCAAUGGGGCAUCCCAGGAUCUUAUCCCCCAGCUGAAGAAGAAGUACGAUGUGGACACACUAGACAUGGUCUUUCUUGACCACUGGAAAGACCGCUACCUUCCAGACACACUUCUCCUGGAGAAAUGUGGCCUGCUGCGCAAGGGGACAGUGCUCCUAGCUGACAACGUCAUCGUCCCGGGAACCCCUGACUUCCUGGCGUAUGUGAGAGGGAGCAGCAGCUUCGAGUGCACACACUACAGCUCAUACCUGGAGUACAUGAAAGUUGUAGACGGCUUGGAGAAGGCAAUCUACCAGGGUCCAAGUAGCCCUGACAAGUCUUGAUCCCGCAGCCUGCCCCCCGCUCCCCUUCCAGCUUCCCUCUGCGAGAUGACACACAUUCAAUCUGACCCUUUCUAUGUUCCUGGGGCUUGUCCUCGGGGGCUGUGGUUCCAGACUGUCAUACACUGGCACAUUUUAAAGGUAGUGAGCCCACUAUGCAAAAUCACUUCAGUAACCCUGAAGAGCACCUAUGGAUGAAAGGCUGAAUUGAGGCCAAAGGUACAAUAGAUCACAGCCUGCCCCGCACGCAAAAGGCCUCAAGAUUCAUCCUCUGCGCCCGAGCUUCAUGGUCUCGCUAACUAGAAGAGGAGAUCUUCACGGGGUUUCAGUGUGGGAUCCCUAGGCACUGCAUCACCAGUUAGGCCCAGCAGGAAGUCAGCAAACUGUAAAUGUCCAGACGCCAAAUGGCAGCAGAGGCUCGGGGACAGCACUGUCACCAGCAGCUCACACAACAUCUCAUCUGAAGAAUGAGUCACAAGCUUUCCAGGUAUGGUGGUGCACGCCUGUCAUCCCCAGUAUCCAGGAGGCAGAGGCAUGAGUUCAGUGCCAGCCUGGUCUACAUAAGUGAGUUCCAGGACAGCCAGGGCUACGUAGAAAUACUUUUUAAAAAAAGCUAUAACCUCUUUUAUAUUAUAAAAGAAAUUAAAGGUCUACAUAUUUGGAUACAAGAAA